AUUCAAAUGUUUUCUAGAGAUACUUUCUUAUAGUGAGCUUGGUAAUGAGUUUUAAAUCCUACUUUGAAUUGUGUUUUCGAAUUACGUCUGGGUAAAUUAUUAUAAUAUAAAGUACUGUUAUAUUCUCGCGUAUAUUUUUUAUUAAUUUUCCAAAGAAACAGAAAAAACAAGAGCAUCCACAAUCCAUAGUAUAGGCGUUGUACAAUUAGAAAACAAAAAAAAAGAAUUAGAUAAAGAAAUGUAUUUAUAUAAAUAAACAUAAAUGUAAAGAAAAAUCCUCGCAUUGCUUGCAGAAAUAUAUCCAUUAAAUUAUAAAAUAGGCGGCAAAAGAAAAGAAGACCUGAGUGGGGGAGGACAUGUAACGUUUCAAACAUGAGGCGAUGGGCGAGGCUACCGUUUGCAACAUUUUGAUUGGCUCUUUUACGUUUCAAGUCUUCCAAUGAAAUCGAUUCAUGUUUUUUUGUCCAAUGAAGACACACAAUCAGUCUGUGAAUAUUAGCAUGGACAGGGAAUAAAUACUUCUCACAGAGCUGCUUGGGAGGUUAUAGCUUCGUGUUUGAAUCGAAGAAAACAUGCCUGAGCCAGCAAAGUCCGCGCCGAAGAAGGGAUCCAAGAAGGCCGUCGCCAAGACGGCUGUAAAGGGAGGCAAGAAGCGUAAGAGGACAAGGAAGGAGAGUUACGCCAUCUACGUGUACAAAGUGAUGAAACAGGUUCAUCCCGACACCGGUAUUUCCUCAAAGGCGAUGGGCAUAAUGAACUCUUUCGUCAACGACAUCUUUGAGCGCAUCGCCGGUGAAGCAUCUCGUCUCGCUCACUACAACAAGCGCUCCACCAUCACCUCCAGAGAGAUCCAGACCGCCGUUCGUCUGUUGUUGCCCGGUGAGCUGGCCAAACACGCCGUGUCUGAGGGAACAAAGGCCGUGACCAAGUACACAAGCUCCAAAUAAACUCCCGCUGAUAUUCUCAAAACCCCAAAGGCUCUUUUAAGAGCCACCCAUAUUCUCGAAUAAAGAGCAUCUAUCUAACGUUUAUUUUCGCCACAUUUCUUGAAUAAUAGUUGUCUAUCCUAGUAUAUUUAAAACAGCCGAGGGAAAAUAGACUGUGUGCUUAGAAGGCGCGAGAAAGACGAUAAGGAACCGGAACGAGGGUGCAUGUUAAAUGUGUUUGUGUAAGUUACCGUUAUGUAUUGAUCACCGA
Triplophysa dalaica is the source of this 1197-nucleotide messenger RNA. RefSeq names its product histone H2B 1/2. Gene Ontology annotation, cellular component: nucleosome. The transcript has a single exon. Gene Ontology annotation, molecular function: DNA binding; structural constituent of chromatin; protein heterodimerization activity. Bases 573 to 947 code for a protein of 124 amino acids. Lineage: Eukaryota; Metazoa; Chordata; Actinopteri; Cypriniformes; Nemacheilidae. The record is from RefSeq and is a predicted model, not a curated record.